UCAGUCUAUUUCUAUUAAUAUAAAUCAUCUAAUUGAUAUUUUAUUUUACAAGUGAAAUUACUAAUUGUUGACACAAUUAUCUAUUCUAACAAAUAUGAAUUCAUCUUUUUUCUUAACUGUAACUGUUUUAGCUUUGGUUGGAUGUUGUCAGUCAGCACCUAAAGUUGGCAAAUGUCCAACUCCUGGAGCUGAAGAUGAUAUCGGCUUUGAUGUUUCAAAGUACCUUGGACGUUGGUAUGAAAUUAGACGAACUGAUAGUCCAAACGAAAAAGGUGUCAAAUGUUCAACUGCAAAUUACAGUCUCCGAUCCGAUGGUAAAGUUAAUGUAACCAAUUCAGGAGUCAAUUCAGAAGGUGAUGAUGUUGUUGCUUAUUUAACAGCGACAAUAGUUGAUGAAAGUAAACCCAACUUCUUGAAUGUUGAACUAUUUCCAGGAGCUCCAACUGCAAGCUACUGGGUUAUCAAGACUGAUUAUCAGACUUAUUCAACUGUAGUUUCAUGUGUCCAAAUCACAGCGGACAUGUACUCAGUUUCUGGGUGGAUUUUGUCAAGAACUCCAACUUUAAGUGGCGAAGUAGUUGAAGAGUUGACCAAACUACUUGAAACCAAAGGAGUGACCGAGCUCUUGACCCCAGAUCGAGCUGGAUGUACCAACUAAAUCAAAAAACACGAAAAUUUCCAUAGAGAUUUUUGUAAAUCGUGGCAAAAA
Messenger RNA from Panonychus citri (citrus red mite), 709 nucleotides. Its product is annotated as apolipoprotein D-like. The record is from RefSeq and is a predicted model, not a curated record. The transcript has 4 exons. Bases 95 to 658 code for a protein of 187 amino acids. Lineage: Eukaryota; Metazoa; Arthropoda; Arachnida; Trombidiformes; Tetranychidae.